UUGAAUCGGCAGAGGAUCCUCACCUGAUCUCUUUGGCUGUGGUAGAAGUUGGUGGAAAUUUUACUUUUCAAUGUCCAGUUCUUGUCCAGGCAGGCAAACUACUUUCUCUGUACAAGCAGUCUCUUGGACAAAUGGCCCAGCCAGUAUUUAACUUGAUUCUUGGCAAACUAACAGUUACUGAACCUUUUUUAGACACACGGUUAAAAGCACCAAAAGAGGAUACUCAUUAUCUUUUCACAAUCAGAAAUGUCAGAAAAGAGGACGAAGCAACAUAUUCCUGUCUCACUGGAUCAACGUAUUCACAGAGUUUUGGCAUUGGCAUCUUCUUGGCUGUGAAAGAUCAGCGGAAAUCUGUCUACGUGAAGCAAAGUCCAAAGACCAAGUCAGUCCAGCCCGGCCACACAGUGACUCUGGAGUGUUCACUUAUCUCCAAAAACAACGAAAGCGCAGAUCAGUGUCCAGGUGAACACAAUGUUUCCUGGUUCAGAUCUGGAUCAGGAGAAUCCCAUCCAAGCAUCAUUUACACUCACAGUGAGGAACAAAAGGAACGCAGUUGUGUCUUCAGUCUGUCCAAAACUAUACACAACUCCUCUGAUAACGGGACGUAUUACUGUGCUGUGGCUACAUGUGGACAGAUCCUGUUUGGAGAAGGAACUACAGUGGAGACAAGAGAUUCAGAAACAGAACUGAACCCAGUUGUCCUUGUGCUUGGAGUGCUGUUGGCCUGCUGUGUGACUGUGAUUGCCUUUCUUAUUUCCUAUGGAUACCAAAGGAAGUCUUGCAAAAAUUGCAAAGGAGCAGUGAGCGCUUCCCAUCAUCUUGGACCUGACAUGUCAACUGGGGGUCAAUCAAAUGACAUGGAUGAAGAAGCGAAGGCAGUGACUUAUGCAUCAGUGGAUUUCUCAACAAGGAAAGUGAAAAGAGGAAGGAGAAAGGAGAGAGAAAUGCCAAAAGAUUGUAUGUACUCUGUUGUUAGAUCAGAUCACUACAACCAGCCACACCCCUCUCUAUAGUCAGAGAUUCGUGUUGCUUUCUGAAUGUGUUGAUACAGGAAGUGUGCCAGCAUUACUGUAAGGUGUCAUCUAGGUCGACAUGUCUGUGGAACUGUUUGCUUCUGUUUUUUUGUUGACAUAAUAAAACUUGAUAUUUA
Trematomus bernacchii (emerald rockcod) is the source of this 1150-nucleotide messenger RNA. RefSeq lists its product as uncharacterized. The coding region runs from base 132 to 1013 and encodes 293 amino acids. Lineage: Eukaryota; Metazoa; Chordata; Actinopteri; Perciformes; Nototheniidae. The transcript has 5 exons. The record is from RefSeq and is a predicted model, not a curated record. Gene Ontology annotation, biological process: response to bacterium.